AUGACGAGACAUUCGUCUGAUUCUGAUGGCUCAUACGGCCAUGGACGUUCGGUGAAAUCCUCUGUGAGUCGUAGCUAUGCCUCCAAUGGUCGUAGCUCAGGAAAAUCUAGGGACCGUGAAAGACGCAGAACGAGCUCAAGCAGUGAUGAGAGCCGUAGUCGAAGCAGAAGUCCCGUUAGAGACAGAAGAAACAAAGAUAGGAGGUGUCGCGUUGGAUCAGCAUCAUCAUCUUCAUCUGCUUCCGGCUCACGUUCUCCUUCACCAAUAAGAGAGAAGCGAAGACGUUCAUCUGAUCAUAGUCGUCAUAGGUCAAGGUCAAGGUCACCCUUUAAGAAGCCAGCCAGACCGAGAGUGUGGUCACCGAAGUCUGAUUCACAAAAGCACAGUUACAAUGGUGGGCUGCAAAGGGAUGGCAGACAACAUGGCGGUCCUCCAUUCGGUGAUAAAGAUAGGGGUAUGAGGAUAAAUGAUAGCGAGCAACACCAGGAGUUCAUGGAAAGCCGGAGAAAGGAGCGUGAGAAGAUAGGUCUGUAUGGAGUGGCGGAGGUGUGGGGGGUGAACCCAAGGAGAGAAGACACAGACUCUGAUGAAUACUCUGAUGCUGGUGGGUCGUCAAGGAAACAGGGUAACAAAGAUUCAGAGUCAGACAGUGACUCCAGUUCUGAAGCCGAUAGGAAGAAAAAGAAGAAGAAAAAAUCCAGUAAAAAAGCAAAAAAGCAUAGGAAACAUAAAAAGAGAAGUAAAAAGUCCAAGAAAACCAAGAAGUCAAGAAAGAAGAAAUCACGCAAGGACGACAGCAGUUCGGACACUGACAGUUCUGAUGAGGAUGAGAUCCCAGGAGAACAAGUCUGGAUUGAGAAGAAAAAAGUGGAGGAAGGGGAGGAGUCAGAUGAUGAGACAGCAGGUCCUCAACCGUAUGUCCCGCCCUCCACACAGGGAAGACUAGACUAUGGUAAAGCCCUGUUGCCUGGGGAGGGUGCCGCUAUGGCUGCCUACGUCGCAGAUGGAAAGAGAAUCCCUCGGCGUGGUGAAAUCGGUCUAACCUGCGAUGAGAUCGAUUCCUUUGAAACCGUUGGUUACGUUAUGAGUGGUAGCAGACAUCGGAGGAUGGAAGCUGUCCGUCUGCGUAAGGAAAACCAGAUUUACAGCGCUGAUGAAAAACGAGCUUUGGCUCGGUUUAACCACGAGGAGAGAACGAAACGAGAAACCAAAAUCCUCUCACAGUUCAAAGAAAUGGUUACGCGGAAAAUGCAGAAUAAAUAAUGAACAGCUUUGUAAGAUGUGUAUAAAUUUGAUGAUAUGAGACAAUAGAU
This is a messenger RNA of Liolophura sinensis, 1313 nucleotides long. RefSeq names its product NF-kappa-B-activating protein-like. Gene Ontology annotation, cellular component: nucleus. Gene Ontology annotation, biological process: regulation of gene expression. NCBI's taxonomy places the organism in Eukaryota, Metazoa, Mollusca, Polyplacophora, Chitonida, Chitonidae. The transcript has 9 exons. Bases 1 to 1263 code for a protein of 420 amino acids. The record is from RefSeq and is a predicted model, not a curated record. Gene Ontology annotation, molecular function: chromatin binding.